ACCAAACAUAUGUGUGCGUAAAUUGAGUAGGCUAUUAUCAAAAUAUAAUUUUAGUUAACACUUGCAGCUAUGGCACGCCAGUAUUUGGACAAACACCAUGGACAGCGGACGAAUUGGGCUGGGAGAAGUGUACGAUAUACCUGAGCAACAUACUGAUAAGCGUUCGUUCAAGUCGAUAGAGCAGAGCUUAUUGUCACAGUUUGCCAUAUUGGCUAGCUUUUCGGGCGUUGUAUUGGCACGUGCGAUAUUGACCCCAAGACGGACAAGUCGACUGAGUCCGACAAUAUGCUACCUAUUGGAGUUUCCUUUGAUUGUGGUGCCUGGUGUUCUUUUUGUGACAGUGGCUAGUGAUUACUGCGCCCAAUUCGUGGCAGUUAUGAUUGCUCUUCUAUUCUUUUACAUUAUACGGACCCGUGCGAUAUCGCGAAUCAAAAAGCAAUCUCAAUUUAAUGUAGGUAGUCGGCCUAUUGCCCUUACUGUGGGCCGUGCCCUGACUCAUUUGAUCACAUCUAUUUGUAUACUCGCGAUUGACUUUGGCAGCUUUGAUCGCCGACAUAGAAAGAGUCGACUAUUUGGCGCUCGGCUCAUGGACACGGGCAUUGGACUCUUUGUGGUGGUGAUGGGUUGGGUGUCUCGGCGUCCACGCAAUUGCAUUGAAUUACGGCGUCAUGUUCUACUAUCUGCAAUGCCGUUGAUUCUACUGGGCAUUGCUCGGGUCAUCGCGCUCCUUGCUAUUGACUAUGGACAGGAUGAACAUGAGUAUGGCGUCCAUUUGAAUGCAUUCUUUACUCUGGGUCUGACCAAGCUUUUUGGUAGUAUCUUUGGCUAUUUCGCGCACACCGACUGGCAACUAUUGCCUAUGGCAUUUUGUGUUCUGGCAUGCCAUCAAGUGGCCCUCACCUUCGGCGGUAUCUCGGAAUAUGUGAUGGAUGAUGAUGUACUUCGUACCACAUUCUUGAGCGCUAAUCGCGAGGGUAUUUUUUCGAUACCCGGUUUCGUGGCGCUUUAUUUGUUAUCUAUUUACUUCGGCCGUUGGUUGUUUGCCAAAACGGUAUAUAGCUUUAAAGAAAUGAUUGGAAAACUUCGUAGUCUGCUUAUCAUAGUGAUUGCUUGUUGGCUACUGAUGGCAGUCGGCGCCUAUGCAGUUGGUAUCUCUCGAGUCACCUGCAAUUUGGGCUACGUCAUAUGGAUGUUUGCCAUAAUGAGCACCAUGUUGUGGCUAACCAUGGUAAUUUUUAACCUUAUAUUCGAGGAAGCGAACGAACAGAAACUUGACGAGGCGCAGAGCCUAAUGGACGAAGCCCAGUUUAAUGAAACUGAGAAUCUAGAGAAGGGUUUAUUAAUUCCAUCGAAAACAGUUGCUAUCAAGAGCAGCGGAACACAAUGUAUUAUCAUCGAGUCAUUGAACAUGAAUGGUCUAAUCUACUUCCUUUUGGCCAAUAUAUCAACAGGUUGUGUCAAUAUCUUUUUGAAGCCCAAAAAGCGUUCGGAUGCUUCCUCGGUGCUCAUUUUACACAUCUAUAUGUUUGUGGUGACGUUCGCCGUCUUUCAACUGUAUAAAAGGCGUAUUCGCAUUGCCUAAAUAAUUUCAUAAUAAAUUAACAAAUCCUCUCACUGUGAUAAAUAAAAUAACAAGUUUUCAUAUA
Drosophila navojoa is the source of this 1646-nucleotide messenger RNA. RefSeq lists its product as uncharacterized. Gene Ontology annotation, biological process: GPI anchor biosynthetic process; protein localization to plasma membrane. Lineage: Eukaryota; Metazoa; Arthropoda; Insecta; Diptera; Drosophilidae. The record is from RefSeq and is a predicted model, not a curated record. Gene Ontology annotation, molecular function: glucosaminyl-phosphatidylinositol O-acyltransferase activity. Gene Ontology annotation, cellular component: membrane; endoplasmic reticulum.